Molecule: messenger RNA, 2136 nt
Organism: Trypanosoma conorhini
Lineage: Eukaryota; Euglenozoa; Kinetoplastea; Trypanosomatida; Trypanosomatidae
Product: putative ATP-binding cassette protein subfamily B, member 3
Exons: 1
Coding region: 1-2136 (711 amino acids)
Biological process (GO): transmembrane transport
Cellular component (GO): membrane
Molecular function (GO): ATP hydrolysis activity; ATP binding; ABC-type transporter activity
Source: RefSeq, a predicted model, not a curated record
AUGUGGCGCGGUGCCCCCUCCACGCUGGGGCUAGUGCGCUGGCGAAGGGGCGCCGGGGAGUGGGGUGGGCGCCGGGUGGGCGCCGCCGCCGCGGCGACCGCGACUGCGCUCGGCGACUACCGCCCGCGUCCGAUGGCCGCCGCGUCGCCGUCGUUGUGGACGUGCAAGCGCCUGAUUCACCGCACGACCCGCCUUUGGCUGGAGCCGUCGAAGGGGGUCGGGGCCGCGGCGGCGGGGUGCGCAAGGGCGCCCAAAGGGGAAGGCCAGCCGGAGAAGGCCGCGGAAGCCGCGCAGCCGCCGCAAAAGCCGCAGCGCCCGAAGGCCCACAAAACCGCGGUGAAGGCGCGGACGGCGGCGGCGGGAGGCUCUAUUGUCACAGAGGAGGCCCUGCAGAAGAUCCCUGUGUACCGCGUGGUGACGCACGUCAUGCGGCACUUGUGGCCACCCGGGCAGCCAAAGUACCGGGCGCUGGUGGUUGCCAGCGUGAUGUGCGUCAUCACGGCAAAGAUGCUCAAGGUGGCUGUGCCGUUUUGGUUCAAGAUGGUUGUGGACGCCCUCGCACCCGGCCACAAUGUUGCGGAGGCCGUGGCCGUUCUUGGCCCAUGGCAGCUUGGCGUCUUUGGGAUGGUCGCCGCCUACGGCGUCACCCGACUGACGAGUUCGUUGACCGAGGAACUCAAAACUGCGCUUUUUGCCCCGGUCGGCAGCCACGCCUCCACCACAAUCGCCAUGGAGAUGUUCCGCAAGCUGCAUUCGCUGGAUUUGCACUUUCACCUUAGCCGUGAAACAGGGGUUUUAAGUAAAGACCUCGAUCGUGGUAGCCGUGCGUUCUGGGCCCUUGCCUACGCCCUGCUGUUUCUGAUUGUUCCCACCGCGUUUGAGGUGGUGCUUGUUUGCACCGCACUGCAAACUAGCGCGGGCCUUAGUUUUAUUCUGACGGCGUUGUCGGCUGUAUUUGCGUACAUUGGGUGGACGUACGCCGUCUCCAACUGGCGCGCCGUAUACCGUGAACGCUACAACAAGGGUGAUAGCCGCGUUGGCGGACUCACGGUGGAUUCACUGCUCAACUACGAGACGGUGAAGUACUUUGGUCGGGAGGACUACGAGGAGGAGCGGCUUCGCCGCGAGACGAUGAAGACAAACCGUGACCUUGCUCGGCUGGAUCAAUCCAUGGCGGUGCUGAAUUUUGGUCAGCAGGCUAUCUUUGUGCUUGCGGCCCUGACGUGCCUGUACCUUUCAACCUGCGGGGUGGUGGCCGGUGCGAUGACGGUGGGAGACAUGGUGCUCGUGGACGCGCUGCUGAUGCAGCUGUACACCCCGCUUAGUUUUCUCGGCAUGAUCUACCGCGAGGUACAGUCCUCAACGCAGAACAUGCAGGCCAUGAUCGCCUUGCUUGACAUUGAGAGCGCCGUGAAGGAGAAGCCAGACGCGCGCCCACUGAAACUUACCGCUGGGACCAUUGAGUUACGGGACGUGUGCUUUCGCUUCGACGAACAUGGGGCGGGACGGGGCAUCCUGCAUAACCUUUCCCUCACCAUCCCGGGCGGCAGCACUGUGGCCUUCGUUGGGCCCUCGGGCAGCGGCAAAAGCACCAUCUUCCGGCUACUCUACCGCUUCUAUGACCCCACCGCCGGCGCGAUUCUCAUCGACGGCCAGCCGAUGACGGAGCUGCAGGUGAGUAGCCUUCGCAGGGCCAUUGGGGUUAUUCCGCAGGACACAGUGCUCUUUAACGAAACGGUGCGGUACAACAUCCGCUACGGCCGCCUAAACGCGACGGACACGGAGGUGGAGGAGGCGGCGCGUGUGGCGAGCAUCCAUGAUAGCAUCAUGAGUAUGAGUCAGCAGUACGAAACCUGCGUGGGGGAACGUGGGCUGAAGCUCUCUGGAGGAGAAAAGCAGCGUGUCGCCAUUGCGCGCGUUGUUCUCGACGACCCGCCGAUACUGCUGGCGGAUGAGGCCACCUCGGCCUUAGACACUGCGACGGAGAUGCGUGUGAUGCAGCGGCUGCGGGAGCGAGGCGGGAAGGGGCGCACCAUAAUCCUCGUCGCGCACCGCCUCACUACUGUCAAGGACGCCGACAGGAUUUUUCGUCCUGGACGGCAAGGGAGGUCUGGCGGGGAGUGGCAGGCACGAUGA